AUGCACCAGCUCCAGCCUCAGUUCCAGAUCCAGCUGUGGCUCCAGAUCCAGUUGUGGCACCAGUUGCAGCCCCGGUUCCAGCCCCUGCCCCAUGCACCAGCUCCAGCCUCAGUUCCAGAUCCAGCUGUGGCUCCAGAUCCAGCUGUGGCUCCAGUUCCAGUCCCGACUUCGGCCCCUGCUCCAUGCACCAGCUCCAGCUCCGCUUCUGCCCAACAGCAGCCCCUGCUCCAGCCUCAGCCCCGGUUCCAACCCCUGCCCCAUGCAGCUCCAGCCUCAGUUCCAGAUCCAGCUGUGGCUCCAGAUCCAGCUGUGGCUCCAGUUCCAGUCCCGACUUCGGCCCCUGCUCCAUGCACCAGCUCCAGCUCCGCUUCUGCCCAACAGCAGCUCCUGCUCCAGCCUCAGCCCCGGUUCCAGCCGCAGCUCCCUGGCCCAGUGUCAGCCCCAGUUCCAACUCCGCCCCUGCACGCCAUGCAGCCCCAGAGCGACAAGGCCCAGACGCCACCAGCCACGGGCACGCCGGUGGACGACGUGGUGGACACGCGGACCUCGUUGCGCCUCACCAACUCGGCGCUAUGGCGCGAGGCUUCCACGCUGCGGGCCGAGAAGGCCAACCUGACGCACAUGCUGGAGAGCCUGAUGGCCGAGCUGGCACUGCUGCGUCUGAGGGUACGCGUCCCAGGGGCGCUGCAGAUCACCCCACCCGUGUCGGCCAGGGCCUCGGGGGGCACCUGUCCACUCACCACACUGCCCACCUCGCUGCAACCCUUCUCGGGCGACCCGGGCCAGCUGGCCGGCUUCCUCAUGCAGAUGGACCGCUUCAUGAUCUUCCAGGCCUCGUGCUUCCCUGGCGAGGCCGCCGCGCGCGUGGCUUUCCUGGUGUCACAGCUGACCGGCGAGGCUGAGCAGUGGGCCAUCCCGCACAUGCACCCCGACAGCCCGCUGCGCACAGACUACCAGUCCUUCCUGGCGAAGUCUCCCCUGAGGCAUGCACGCCGUGCCCAGACCCGCAAGUCCACAGCUGGGUCCCACCGCACGGUGCAUGAGCACCAGACGCUAUGCCACCAGCUGCCCACCACCUCCGCCACCAAUGGGCCCUGCCUGCACCCCGCCACCAACGGGACUAGCCCCUCAACUGCCCUACCUGCCCGGGCUCGGAACCUUUAA
This is a messenger RNA of Suncus etruscus (white-toothed pygmy shrew), 1164 nucleotides long. It is a transcript of the gene RTL6, whose product is annotated as retrotransposon Gag like 6. Lineage: Eukaryota; Metazoa; Chordata; Mammalia; Eulipotyphla; Soricidae. The record is from RefSeq and is a predicted model, not a curated record.